UAAUCAUAAUUGGGUGAAAAAAAUUGCGUAUUUUGUGACGCGUAGAUAGUAAAAUAAUUGUACGGUCAGAUUGAUAUUACGAUCUUAUUUCAUAUAUCGAAAUUGUUUUUACUAAAAGUUUUGUUGUUUCGUUACAACCACUAUUACGAAUCAAUAUUUAUAACCAUGUCAGGGAAGCAACGAGGAAGUAACAUCAAGUGGCAAAGCUCGACAGACGCAAAUGAUACAUAUGAAUCAAAGUAUAAAAUGAGAUUGCGAGAAUCGCUGAGAAAUGCACAACAGUCUAUUACAAGUGAAAAUGAUAUUGUUAUGGAACCACGAAAGCGAGGUCGGGGUCCGUCUAAGAGACCUUGUCUAAACAGAAAUGCCUUGAUGGCUCGAGAGAAUCGGCUCAAGAAAAAAGCGUAUUUAGAGAAAAUAGAAAAUAAGCUAUCGUUUUAUCAACAAGAAAACAAAAAUUUAGUAAACAUUAUAAGAAAACAGGGUAUUGACAUAAAACGAUUAAGUGGGGAAGUCGCUUAUUUAAAGAGUGUAUUGAAUAACAAUACCAGUAUUACUGCAUUAUUGAAAACUAUCAAUGAUGGUCUUCAAAAGAUUAGUACACAGAGAAAAAAUUCAUUGUAUUCAAAUCAUGUUUCUGAAUGCCCAAAUGAAUUGAAUGUACAACACAAAUGUACAUGUUAUACAAAUGUAAAGGAAAAUAUAUUAAAUACUCAGAAUACCAAUAUAUUUAUUACAAAUGUUAAUAGUGAUCCAUUGAUAGAACAAAAUACAACUGAAGAUCAGAGUAAUGAAUUAUAUAGUAAUAAUCUCCAAAGACAAUAUAUAUGUAAGAAUUUAAACAUUGAUAAAAUUUCUUUAUCCUUUUCAGAUCCAGAUCAUACUUACACUGUUAUCAAAAAUUCUGUAGUUGAUGUCAAGAGCAAUUUUCAAAAUAAAGAUUUAAUAAACACAAUAACAUCAACUACUGGCUUAAUAUCUGAAGAUAAUUAUAUGGAUAAUCCAAAAGAAUUAGAUAAUUUAUUACCAAUUAGUCAAACAGAUUUGCCAAUUGUAGAUGAGAAAAGGGAUACCGAUACUAUUGGGAUCGAUUUUGAUCAAUUGUCUACUUUCAAUAUGGAUAUAUUUGAAGAUCUUCCAAAAUGUGAUGAGAUGAUGAAUACAGUGGAUAAUUUAAAUGAUACAUCCAACAUUUUCACAGAAGAAGAAAUAUCUCAAACACUAGAUAAUACUGGAAUCUGUCUUCAUGUUAAUUCAGACAAAGUAUCACUAGAGUUCUGUUCCAUUUGCCAUUUAAAUAGUAAAAACUCGGGAUCAAACUGAAGGGGGAAUUAAUUGUAUCUCUUGUAAGUCUACUCAAUGAUGAGUUACAGAAGAAGUUAACCAAAGAUUUUGGAAGUAUUUCUUGAUCAGUGGAUUAUAAAAAUUUAAUGAAAGUGUAUCAAGAAGAUGUAUGUCAGCACAUAGGUCUAUUUGCUGCUGAUGCAACCUAGAAAUAUUUCUCACAUGGAGCGAAAGUUGCGUUAUUAGUAUUUAUAUUAUAUAUGUACAUAUGUGUAUAUGUGUGUGUGUAUGUGUAUAUAUGCGUGUAUAUAUACUUUUCUCUCUGUAGCCAUACACAUGUGUACAUAUAUGCAUAUAUAUGUCUAUUUUAUAAAUAACAGAUUUUUUUAUAUAGUGUUUUAAAGUACAACUACAUAUAAUAGUAUAAAAUACUUUUCUCACAGGCUGCAUCAUUGCUACUUUGCAAUAAUGGUAUUUAACAACAUAAAAACUGUUUUUUGAUAGUACCUUGUUGGCAUUGAAGUUUACUAGCAACAAUCAUAUGAAAAGUUGAGGUUUGGCAUGUCUGUCACGUUCUGUUUAACAUUUAACAUAACAUAGUAUUUCGGAGCAAUUGCAAUUAGUGCUUGUUGGGAAAGUGUUGGAAUCACGAUCGCCCCCCUUCUCUUACAUACAAUAUAUAACUUUGUAAUAAACAGCUGCAUCCCGAGGAUUUUCAACCAAUAUGGAACAUUCCAUCCACUGAUCGAGUUUAAUGUAUUAUGUGAUUUUUCAUAAUAGAAAAUCGUUUAAAUUAUAACAAAAAUGAUCAUAUACAAUAAAAUAUUUCAUUACCUGUGA
Eufriesea mexicana is the source of this 2124-nucleotide messenger RNA. RefSeq lists its product as uncharacterized. Gene Ontology annotation, molecular function: DNA-binding transcription factor activity. The coding region runs from base 166 to 1323 and encodes 385 amino acids. Gene Ontology annotation, biological process: regulation of DNA-templated transcription. Lineage: Eukaryota; Metazoa; Arthropoda; Insecta; Hymenoptera; Apidae. The transcript has 6 exons. The record is from RefSeq and is a predicted model, not a curated record.